AUGCUCGAUAAAGUUGCAAUUCUCAGCUUUAACUUGGGAGAGCGACGCAAUAGCAUUACUAUAAGAGAUGUGCAACUGUGGAAGGACGUGGCAGACCGAGCAACGCGUGGAGCGCCAAAGAAGAUGAAGGGCAAGUUCAUGCAGUACGUGGAUUUGGCCAAGCUUCCCAUAUGGGUGAAAGAUGAAAGUGAGAUGCUUUGUUACAGUACGAGCUCUACUACGGUGGGGUAUUUUACUUCGAAGCUGAAGGACGAGAAUAGAGGUAUUGUUGUUAAUAUUGCUAAAAAUGGCAAUGAAGACCCAUCACUCGAGUUUGCAGUGAUUUAUAGAGAUGUUGAUACCAUCAAAUGCUUUGCAUUGGAUACAAGGAGGAAAAUGAUGAUUGAUGCACGCAUCUCGAAUAUUGUCAAGCAGCAAAAUACGGUUAACUUUGAUGACAUUAUUGAACAGUCCCAUAGAAGGAAAAUUGAAGCAAGCAAUAAAGUGCAGAAGAGCGUACAGAUCAAUGACAAAAGAUUACAAUUCAACGAAACGCUAUCUAGAUUGAUUCUAGGUGGGUUGAGACUUCGAGGAAUACCAAAUACUCAAAUAGGGUUUCAGAAAUUGUUCAAAAUGACAUUUCAAGCGGCUGAAUUUGCCCAUAGAGAAGAACUAAAGACGAUCGCAUUGUCUCCCGGUGCUUCACCCCCAUCGGAGGAUAACAACUUGCUUUUUGAAAGGCUACAAGAGACGGUAGAGACACUAUUAACUCUUUUCACAAGGUCAUGA
Molecule: messenger RNA, 768 nt
Organism: Kazachstania africana CBS 2517
Lineage: Eukaryota; Fungi; Ascomycota; Saccharomycetes; Saccharomycetales; Saccharomycetaceae
Gene: SLD7
Product: Sld7p
Exons: 1
Coding region: 1-768 (255 amino acids)
Source: RefSeq, a predicted model, not a curated record